Molecule: messenger RNA, 873 nt
Organism: Cannabis sativa
Lineage: Eukaryota; Viridiplantae; Streptophyta; Magnoliopsida; Rosales; Cannabaceae
Exons: 1
Coding region: 1-873 (290 amino acids)
Molecular function (GO): RNA-DNA hybrid ribonuclease activity; nucleic acid binding
Source: RefSeq, a predicted model, not a curated record
AUGUCUCCAUUAAUACAUGGUCUUGGGUGGGGGAAAGAACGGGCGAGUUCUCGGUCAAAAGUGCUUAUAACAUGCUCCAACAACAAAAGCGCACCGAAGAGAUGGUUGCAAACUCAGACUUCUGGCGGCAACUAUGGCAAUAAGGUUCCCCCGAAAGUCAAAAACUUUUUGUGGAGAGCCGUUACAGGUACAUUACCAACUUGUGUCCAAGUAGUGAUCAAGCAUGUCGAUAUUUCAGUCACUUACCCUGUUUGUAAUCUACAACUUGAAACCAUCAGCCAUGCCCUCAUCUCUUGCCCGUUUGCAUUUGAUUGCUGGAGCCAAUGUGCAACUCCAGUAGUUUUUGAUCCUGGCGGUUCUUUCGGCAAUUGGUUGGAGACCAUCUUUAAGCAAGCUGAAGCUGAUAUGAUUUGUCUUAUUGCCAUGUAUAGCUGGGCAAUCUGGAAGGCUAGGAACAAGGUUGUUUGGAAAAAGAAACACUCCUCUGUUAAUGACGUGCUUACUUCUGCACAAGUAGCUCUUGAUCACUCGAAUAAAGCUCAGGAUAAAAUUUUGUUAUCAUCAAUUUGUCAGGAAAGCAUCGGUGAUGGCACUGAGUCAUGGACUAGACCCGCUGAAAACACAAUUAAGAUUAAUGUAGAUGCAACACUCUUUGAUAGCGACAAUAAGUAUGGUUUCAGAAUUGUUGCCCGAAACCAUCUUGGUCACCUUGUUGCAGCAUGGGCGAGUUGCCAUGGCGGAAGAUAUGCAGCUGAAGUCAUUGAAGCCAUGGUGAUUAAAGAAGCUCUCAGUUGGGUGAAGACCAAUAAUUGGCAACAUGUUCAAAUUGAGACGGACAGUCUUGUUUCAGUACAAGCUAUGAGAAGCAACUAA